UUGAAGGUUAGAUUUGUGUGACACAUAGUUUGUUAUACUAAUAUUUAUAUUUAGUUAUUAAUAUUAUAUAUUAUUAUUUGUGAUAUGAAUAAACCUUUAGUUAUAAGUGGGGAGGCUUCAGAAACUGAUAGCGAAGAUGAAUCUCCAACAGUAAAAGUUAAUAAUUUAACAAAUUCAGUACAAGGAGCAGUAAUAACCGGAGAAGAUUCCGAAUCUGAUAACGAUACUUAUAGUUCUGUUGUACCUAAGGGUGAAGUUAAAUACGAUUCUUUAUUCCACCAAAAGUUACGGGAACAAAACGAAAAGUUAAAAGUUAGUUUUGAAAACAUAUGUCAGUCUCCGGUUAACGAAGCUGGUAAAACUUUGAAUUUAAUCGAUCAAAAUUUAAUUCGAUCUCAAAUUACAUUACAAAUCGCAGUUACUUCGCUUAAAACUUUAAGUAUUAACUCUUUAACUAUUAAAAGUAAAUUACAUUCUUUGUUAUCUUCUAAUUUCUUAUCGAAUGUUAUUUUAAAUGAUAAAUAAAUAAAAUAUACCUGGU
Molecule: messenger RNA, 541 nt
Organism: Diorhabda carinulata
Lineage: Eukaryota; Metazoa; Arthropoda; Insecta; Coleoptera; Chrysomelidae
Gene: Blos3
Product: biogenesis of lysosome-related organelles complex 1 subunit 3
Exons: 4
Coding region: 85-525 (146 amino acids)
Cellular component (GO): BLOC-1 complex
Source: RefSeq, a predicted model, not a curated record